This is a messenger RNA of Triticum dicoccoides, 1880 nucleotides long. RefSeq names its product oligouridylate-binding protein 1B-like. The record is from RefSeq and is a predicted model, not a curated record. NCBI's taxonomy places the organism in Eukaryota, Viridiplantae, Streptophyta, Magnoliopsida, Poales, Poaceae. Gene Ontology annotation, molecular function: mRNA binding. The coding region runs from base 186 to 1532 and encodes 448 amino acids. Gene Ontology annotation, cellular component: cytosol. The transcript is spliced from 12 exons.
GCUCACCCCCACUCUCACGGUCUCACCUCGCUCCUCUUCACUUCCUCCCUCGGCUUCGAGUUUUUUUCUUCCCUUUUUUCCAUUUCGAUUUCCUUCUUCGUCGAGUUUGGGUUGGAUUAAUCCCCGACCCAAACCCUAAUAAUCGAUCUCCCUGACCCGGGACGACGGCCCGGGGAUCGAUCGCCAUGCAGCAGAGGAUGAAGCAGGCGGCGGCGGUAGCGGCGCAGCAGCAGCAGCAGAUGAUGCAGCAGGCGCUACUCAUGCACCACCACCAGCAGCAGGCGGCGGCCGCGGCGGCCGCGGUGCCGCCCAUGUUCCCGCCGCACCACGCGCACCCGGGUCUCCUCGCCGCGCCGCAUAUAGAGCCCAUCGUUAGUGGGAACCUGCCUCCUGGGUUUGAUUCAAGCACGUGCCGCAGUGUGUAUGUUGGCAAUAUCCAUCUUCAAGUCACAGAUUCACUACUGCAUGAAGUUUUCCAGAGUAUUGGUCCAGUUGAAGGGUGUAAGCUCAUUAGGAAAGAAAAGUCAUCUUUUGGUUUUGUUGACUAUUAUGACCGUAGAUAUGCUGCAAUUGCUAUUGUGUCACUCAAUGGUAGACAACUGUUUGGCCAGCCAAUAAAAGUCAAUUGGGCAUACGCAAGUACCCAGAGAGAGGAUACAUCAGGUCAUUUUAACAUCUUUGUCGGGGAUCUUUGCCCGGAGGUUACGGAUGCUGCUUUGUUUGCUUUUUUCUCGGCAUAUUCUACCUGUUCAGAUGCUAGAGUUAUGUGGGAUCAGCAGACUGGACGAUCUAGAGGGUUUGGUUUCGUUUCUUUUAGGAAUCAGCAGGAUGCACAAACUGCCAUGAAUGAGUUGAAUGGAAAGUGGCUUGGCAACCGCCAAAUUCGUUGCAAUUGGGCGACGAAGGGCGCUAAUGCUGGUGAAGAGAAGCAAAGUACAGACUCCAAGGGUAUGGUGGAAUUGAUAAACGGCUCAUCAGAGGCUGGCAAGGAGAAUGCAAACGAAGAUGGUCCUGAAAAUAACCCACAGUAUACAACUGUUUAUGUUGGCAAUCUUCCCCAUGAUAUCAACAGCAAUGAUGUGCAUCGAUUUUUCCAUUUACUCGGGGCUGGCUCAAUUGAGGAGGUCCGUGUAACACGCGAUAAAGGAUUUGGCUUUGUGAGAUAUAGUACCCAUGAAGAAGCUGCACAAGCAAUACAGACGGGUAAUGGCCAACUUAUUGGCGGGAGGCAGAUCAAGUGCUCUUGGGGAAGCAAGCCAACUCCACCAGGGACAGCAUCUGCGCCUCUGCCUCCUCCGGCAUUAGCGCCAUACACCCCUGGCGUGUCAGCAGCUGACCUCAUCUCCUACGACCGAUCCCUUGCUCUGAGCAAGAUGGCUGCUGACCCGGCCCUGAUGGGUCAGCACGCCGCCCUGAGGCAGGCCGCGAUGGAUAUGGGCGCCGGCGCCCGCAAGGCCAUCUUUGACGGGGGCUUCCAGAGUGUCAACCCUCAGCAGCAGCAGCAGCAACAGCAGCAGCUCAUGUACUACUGAGUGUAUGAAGCAAGUAUGCUGGCGACGGAGGGGAUUACAACACCCUCCUUCCUAAUGUAUAUACAUAUAUGGUAGAUGAAGCCUCACCAGGGCCUUUUCUUUUGUUAUUACUAGUCCAACAUCGCAAUUAGUAAUCUACUAUCCUUCAGCUGUUAAUGCUCCGGGUCGCCGCUAUAUAUAGCACCAAUGUACUAGAACAUACGUAUCCCUGACGUGUUUUGGGCAAUUCUUAUUUUUAAUAACUACUCCCACUGAUCCAAAAUAAUUGUCAGUUUUGAACUAAGGUUAGUCCAACCUUAAUUCAAUACUGCAACACUUAUUAUGGAUAGAGCUAACCUUAAUUCAAAA